AUGUCGCCGUCUACCCUUGAUGGCGAUUUCAAGCCAGUCGAUGCUGGGUCUGUAGAGACAGCCAAGGUCUCCGGCGAUUGGACAGUCGAGAAAGCCCUCGCAACGAUACAUCCCGAACCACCAGUCAGCAACUCGACAUCGCCGCUGCCAUUCUUCCACAUGCUGGAGCGACUAAAGACGAGCAAGCGUGAGGGUUGGAGGCGGUUUGGCAUUGAAAAGGGAGAGUCUAUUGCCGACCACAUGUACCGCAUGUCUCUCAUGACUAUGCUGUGUCCUCCGUCUCUCGCCUCACGAAUCGACCUGCCAAAGUGCAUGAAAAUGUGUCUGAUACACGACAUGGCCGAGUCCCUGGUCGGUGACAUUACUCCCGUGGACGGAGUAGCCAAGCCCGAGAAGAGCCGCCGAGAGGCCGAAACAAUGGACUAUAUUUCCAACGGCUUGCUGGGAGGUGUGUACAGCGGAUUGGCUGGCGCAGAAAUCCGUGCCAUUUGGCAAGAAUACGAGGACUCCAAGACUCUGGAAAGCCUCUUUGUGCACGACAUUGACAAGAUGGAGCUAUUGUGCCAAAUGGUCGAGUACGAAAAGAGAAUGAACCACACCUUGGAUCUGGGAGAGUUUGCCUAUGUCGCGACAAAAGUGGUGCUGCCAGAGACGCAAGAAUGGGCCAAGGAUAUACUCAAGGAGCGAGAAAACUUUUGGGCAGGAAAGGGCCACGUCCAAGGAGACCACAGAGCCAACGGAGGCGUUUCCGAACAAAAGGUUGAGCAGCAAGAUGCCUACUACUCCAAGGAUGACGCCAGCACUGCAUGA
Pestalotiopsis fici W106-1 is the source of this 810-nucleotide messenger RNA. RefSeq lists its product as uncharacterized. Lineage: Eukaryota; Fungi; Ascomycota; Sordariomycetes; Amphisphaeriales; Sporocadaceae. Bases 1 to 810 code for a protein of 269 amino acids. Gene Ontology annotation, molecular function: 5'-deoxynucleotidase activity. The transcript has 2 exons. Gene Ontology annotation, cellular component: cytoplasm. The record is from RefSeq and is a predicted model, not a curated record.